Mesorhabditis spiculigera is the source of this 552-nucleotide messenger RNA. NCBI's taxonomy places the organism in Eukaryota, Metazoa, Nematoda, Chromadorea, Rhabditida, Rhabditidae. The record is from the annotation of a GenBank genome assembly.
AUGAGACGACUACUGUUCUUUGGGCUCCAUUUUGUUGUUGCUGUUGCUACAGUGACUACACCGGCUACUGUUGACAGUACUGUAACGACAUUGUCGACCGCUCGGCUGUGGGAUGUAAUUAUUAAAACUUGUGAUGCGAUCGGCUCGGGAACGGAUGCUGCUGCUUAUUUAAAGUUAUACUAUGAACAGCACCAUGACGGCGAGACAUUUCAGUUGGACAAUCCGGGAAGAAAUGAUUUCGAGCGAGGCGCCCGUGACCACUUCAAACUACGAUUCCGACAGCGUGACGUCAUCAACAUCGGUCUCUUCUGGUGGCCCGGCUUUUCCUUGUCCCAGCAGUGGUGCGUCGAUUGGGUACUCCUCUUGAAUUCCGACACUGAGACAUGCUUCGAAGCCAUCUUCGAGAAGUGGAUUCAUCACUAUAGAGACCCACCUACCUACGCCAGCGGCUUUGCCAAGCUUCCAUUCUCCGAAUGCGUUGGCCCAGGAAGAGAAAACGCCACCCGAAUGCACUACAAACGUUUCGACGAAGAAGAUCGAUUACGUUCAAGC